This is a messenger RNA of Xenopus tropicalis (tropical clawed frog), 1576 nucleotides long. It is a transcript of the gene adam9.2, whose product is annotated as ADAM metallopeptidase domain 9 gene 2. Bases 132 to 1457 code for a protein of 441 amino acids. Lineage: Eukaryota; Metazoa; Chordata; Amphibia; Anura; Pipidae. Gene Ontology annotation, biological process: proteolysis. Gene Ontology annotation, molecular function: metalloendopeptidase activity; metallopeptidase activity. The record is from RefSeq and is a predicted model, not a curated record. The transcript has 13 exons.
GGAAGCGCUCGCUGUGGUGCCCUUGUUACCCUGCUUGGGUGCCGCUAUUCCCCUGCUGCUUGGGUGCCGCUAUUCCCCUGCUGCUUGGGUGCCGCUAUUACCCUGCUGCUCGGACUGAACCGACGAACAGAAUGCAUUAUUGUGCUCGCUUUACCCGUACAGACGGGAUGUCAUUGGGUAAAACGCAGCUUGUCAUGGCGGGGAUUGCCUUGUUGGCAACAGGGCUUAUAGCGACAGAGCAAGACUGGUAUAAACAAGACUGGAGUUCAGAACUACAAGCAUAUGAAAUAAUAGAUCCUCUGAAAAUACAGUCUAGAGGGCAGACUGAGAAUGAGAAAGUUACAUUCCUCAUAAGAACUGAAGAAAAGCCCCUUUUGCUUCGCUUAAAACAAAAGAGAGAAUCGGUAUUAUCCAAUAUGAAAGUAUUUACAUAUGGAAAAGACAACAAACUGAUUGCUGAUGAACCAUACAUGCAGGACAGUUGCUACUAUCAUGGUUUUGUGGAAGGAUACCCUGAAUCUUCAGUGUCACUUAGCAGCUGUACAGGGCUAAGGGGCUUUAUACAAUAUGAGAAUUUUAGUUACAGAAUUGAGCCACUGGACCCACUCCGCACAUCAAAACAUAUAAUGUAUCGGUCAGAAAAUAGAGUUGGAAAUCUAGCAUGUGGGCUGAAUUUUAAAACUAAAACACCUUCUCUGCAGUUGUCAUCUCCAGUUUCCUAUAGAGGUGGCGAACCAAUGUAUAUUGAAUUUGCUGUUGUGGUGUCAAACAAUUGGUAUCGUCAGGUCCAGAACAUAUCACAAAUAGUAUCAGAAAUAACUGAAAUGGUAAAUCUGAUGGAUGAUAUGUUUCAGUCCAUCAACAUUCGUAUAAUUCUGAUCGCUAUUGAAGUGUGGACAAAUGAAAACUUCUCAGUAGCAUCCAGCAGUAGUGGAGAACAUAUCUUGACUGAAUUCAAUAAAUGGAAACAAAGGGAAUUUGUCCAUCGUGUUUUUAGUGAUAUAGAGGGAUUUGUCAUCGACAGAGCCCCAUCUGCUGGAAUGGGAUAUACAGGAAAUGCAUGCAAAAAAUCAUUUAGUCAUUCUUUUGCUGUUUUUAAGCAUUUUGAUGUUGUAGAAAGGGCUCUGAUAUUUGCACACAACUUGGGACAUUCACUUGGAAUGGAACAUGACACUGAUGAAAGCUGUGAAAACUGCAUUAUGCAUUGCUGUGCCAUGUAUAAUUUAAGUUUUAGUGAACAAUCCCAUUCUGCAUUAAUAGCUGAGGAUAUAGGUGGUAAGCUGCUGUGCUUAAAGAAUGAACCAUCUACAGAAUCAUUAUUUAAUUCAGGGAAUUGGAUGCAUGGAAAAUAUUGUGACCGUGGCUCUGAAAAGCCCAGCUAUAUACUUCUUUCACUGGUGUUUUUUCUGGCUUUUAUCCAAAUAGUGCUAUUUGGUGGUAAGACGGCUAUGUGUUGAUGAGUCUUACUGCUCAGCUGAAGACUGUUUAAUAUCCUUGUUAUGAUCUUUCUGUAAAUGGUGCAUUUUUAGCACAAAAGUUGUUAAAUCACCUGUAAAUAAAACUUAUUAUGCAUCAA